This is a messenger RNA of Syzygium oleosum, 982 nucleotides long. RefSeq lists its product as uncharacterized. The coding region runs from base 239 to 700 and encodes 153 amino acids. The record is from RefSeq and is a predicted model, not a curated record. The transcript is spliced from 5 exons. Gene Ontology annotation, molecular function: RNA binding. NCBI's taxonomy places the organism in Eukaryota, Viridiplantae, Streptophyta, Magnoliopsida, Myrtales, Myrtaceae.
CUGCAUAAAGAGAAAGAAAUAUACAGCAAUAGCAUUUUCAGCUCGGCGACUUUAUAUUCUCUUCUUCUUCACUCCGAAGGUCUCAAGCUCUCGACUUCAUCGAUCGUCGACUCCUCCCGGUGCUCGCGGCGAAUCACCUUCGGUCCCGCGUCGCUGAGGAUCUGGUCUGUGAUGCUCUAGAAGUUACCGCUGUACCUCAGCUGAACAUUUAACUUCUGCCCAAAUACAUUGCUUCGUCAUGGACCCUAAUCGAUACAUUGAUGAGAAGUCUGAAAGUAGACUCUAUAUUGGCAAUCUUGAUUUGAGAAUAACAGAGGCUACCCUAAUCAAGAUGUUUUCUCCGUUUGGGAAGAUUUUAUCAGAGGAUUUCCUUUGGCAUACUCGUGGCCCAAAACGAGGAGAGCCAAGAGGCUUUGCUUUCAUUCAGUACAGUAGCAAAGAGGAAGCUGAGCUUGCAAAGGAGAAGAUGCAUGGGAAGUUGGCCUGUGGUCGUCCUCUAGUUGUCCGUCUUGCUUGUGAGAAGUAUCUGGUGGAAGCGAAGGAGAACUCAUCCAAGGUAGGAGGUCAACUUGACAAGACUUGCAUAUCUGGUAGUAGUUCUGGACAGAUGAGUAAGAGCGCGAAGAUAGCUGCAAUCAAGAGCAAGUUGAAAGCUUUGGAGGAAGAAAACCCCAAUGGUAAGAAGCAGAAAAUAAGCUGACCACAUUCUGUGGCAAAUCGAGCUCCACUAACUACAUUUCAGGAGUGGCCCAUGUUCCAGAAAUAGUCAAGGAGCCACUUGCUGCCUUGCGGACUCGAGAUAUGGGAUGUUUUUGGGGUUGAAGGUUGGAACUGGGUGGGGUUGAAUGGCCGUUGUAGAUCUCAAGCUCUGUGAUGUAGGGAAACAUUGACAAUGUAUAUCCAGAGGUAUCGGUGGUUGUCGUAAAUCCUGUGGCGGAUAUUGGAUUGCUUAAUUCAGGAAAUUUCUCAAACUCCUUUCGCA